Ziziphus jujuba (common jujube) is the source of this 856-nucleotide messenger RNA. RefSeq names its product lectin 7-like. The transcript has a single exon. Gene Ontology annotation, molecular function: carbohydrate binding. The coding region runs from base 47 to 856 and encodes 269 amino acids. The record is from RefSeq and is a predicted model, not a curated record. Lineage: Eukaryota; Viridiplantae; Streptophyta; Magnoliopsida; Rosales; Rhamnaceae.
CCUCUGUUCUCUUCCUCUGCUUUCUUCCUCUGUAUACCUUUCAACAAUGGCUCUUUCCAACUCUUAUCCACACCUUUUCAACGUCAUCAUCUUCUUCCUGCUGCUAAUCACGAAUGCCGAGUCUGUUUUCUUCAACUUUACCUCUUUCCAUCCUAACAUGGUUGACAUACAAUUCGAAGGGGAUGCAUUUCCAUCCAGUAAUGUUCUGCAGCUCACAAAGAAUCAAGUUGAUGGUCCCCUCGCUGGCAGCAUAGGCCGAGCGUCGUAUAACAAACCGGUGAAGAUUUGGGAUGCAGGAACAGGAAAGCUUACAGAUUUCACCACCCAUUUCUCAUUUAUCAUGAAACAACUUGAUGCCCAAAUAUAUGGUGAUGGCAUAGCAUUCUUUAUUGCACCAUUUGAUGCGAGGCUUCCUCAGAAUUCAAGUGGGGGUUACCUUGCACUAUUCAGCAAUGAUACUGCCUUCAAUUUCUCGAGCAAUCAGAUUGUUGCGGUUGAGUUUGAUAGCUUCAGGAAUGAAUGGGAUCCGAGCUCUGAUCACGUAGGAAUCAAUAUCAACUCCAUCAUCUCAGUAACAAAUGUGACAUGGAAAAGUAGCAUUAAAAACGGAUCAAUAGCAAAUGCUUGGGUAAGUUAUAACUCCACCACUCAAAAUCUAAGUGUUUAUCUUACAUACGCUGAAAAUCCAAAAUUUGGUGGGGAAUCUAGCCUUUCAUAUAUUGUUGAUUUGAGGAAGUUGUUGCCGGAAAGGGUUAGAUUUGGUUUCUCUGCAGCAACUGGAGAAGUGAUAGAAAUACAUAACCUUCUUUCCUGGUCAUUUUACUCAACCUUGGUGGAUGAGAGAAAUCUCUUAUAA